This is a messenger RNA of Gregarina niphandrodes, 2169 nucleotides long. Its product is annotated as PUL domain protein. Gene Ontology annotation, cellular component: cytoplasm; nucleus. Lineage: Eukaryota; Apicomplexa; Conoidasida; Eugregarinorida; Gregarinidae. The record is from RefSeq and is a predicted model, not a curated record. The coding region runs from base 1 to 2169 and encodes 722 amino acids. Gene Ontology annotation, biological process: proteasome-mediated ubiquitin-dependent protein catabolic process; ubiquitin recycling. Gene Ontology annotation, molecular function: ubiquitin binding. The transcript has a single exon.
AUGGUUCCUCAGAGGACUUGGCGAAUUGAUAACAAGUCAGUGUACAGCGUAAGCGUGAGGGAUGCUCAUGAAGUGCUGGUGGGUAACGGUGGAGGAGUGGUGUAUGUGAUUGACCCAUUGAUGAACGAGUUCCGGUGGGACAGCCGGGUGGCGGGGCAAGCAGUAUGUUCAAUAGCUAGCAAGGACGACUGGUACUACUUCGGUUCAUGGGACGGCGCUCUUUACGCAUAUCACAGCUCGUCUGGAAAGUGUGUGCCGCAAUGGAAGUUAAUAGAUAAGCUGAAGCAUGGUGUCUGCGUCUGUAUCUUGCCUCCAUAUGAAGGAACAUUGCCACCAUAUAAAGGAACAUUGCCUAUAAGUGGGGAACAAGUUUUUCCAGCUCAAGAUUUAUUGUGUGUGGGAAGUCAGAACGGAACGUUGUUACUUGUGGAUGGUAAGACAGGUCAAAUUCGUUGCGUUAAAGAGAAUGCUCAUGAGGAUAUCAUUCGUAAGAUCCGAAUGGUUGCCAACCACCCGGUGGCCAAGUUGGUACUGACAUGCAGUAACGAUGGGACAUUUGGUGUAUGGGACGGUUAUACGUUGGAGUGCUACGGCAAGUAUCAAGCAAGCUCGACUAUGUCUUUUUGUUUUGAUGUCCAAGGCUGGUAUGAGGAUGGUGUUAUAAACGUAGUGUGUGCGAUGGAUGAUGGGUUGGUAAAACAUCAUUGCGUACAAAUAGGUCAAGAACUGGAAGUUGGCUCUUGCAAAAACGAACAGUCCCCUUUGGUGGAGCUGGGCGGCACGACGGUAUGGCGUCAUAAUAACACUAUCUGGAGUUUGGCCCUGGACGUGGAGAGCAUGGACGUGUAUGCUGGGACCGACGACGGCCAUAUACUUGUUUUUAAUAGUAAGGCGGAGCGGAGCAAUGUUAAGGAACUAUUGUCCGAAUCUGUUGUUGCGGCAAAGUGGGAAGAGGUUCGCCAACUGGUGGAGGAGAAUGACCGUCAAAAGCAAGCCCAGGUCGCCCUGGAUCUCAACAAUAUACCAAAGGCUCAGGAUCGCGCUCGCCAUCCGGGAAAGAAAGUCGGACAAACAAGUCUAUUUACUGACGAUCAAAGCCAGCAAGUAAUGGUGUACCAGUGGUCAGGUACGGAAUGGAUAUGCAUCGGAGAGAUGCUGGGACAGACCCAGCAGGCUAGCACGGUUAUUCAAAGCAAUAAUAUUUUUGAAGGUGACGAAUUCUUUCCCGCCGGUAUCUAUGAUCAUAUCUUCGACGUAGAGAUUGAUACAAGAUGUGGAGAUAAACCCCGACUGCCAUACAACAAUGGCCAAGCACCUCGAGACGUGGCUGAAAGGUUUUGCACCCGCGAAAAUAUACCCAAAACAAACAUUCCUGAUAUCGUAAAGUUUAUCCAAGAGAAUGCCAUCGUGGCCAAACCCCAAGAAAGCCCCAAGACUCCGGCGGCAGAGGAAGUAUGCGUCAAAUACACCCACUUUAAAUUCGAUAAACCAUCCAAGUGGCAGGCUGCGUUCAAGAAAUUAAGAGAGAUCGAUGCACAAGAAAAGGAAAAAAUGAGCCAGAGCGAAUAUGACCUUCUUUCGUUGGUCGAAACAUCCGUUUCAAAAUCUAGCUUUUUCCGUGAAGACUUACGGAGCUCGGAAAUUCAUGUUUUGUUCGAUGUACAAGAAGCCACUUUCAUCAAAUGGUCUGAUUACCUACCAGUUCUUGACUUGUGGCGAUACUACGUCUUACAUGAAAACGUCAUUAACUAUCUCAGAAAGAACGGUCGAGGAUCUCUCCAAAUAUCAUUCCUCGUAUCCACUGUGGCGAAUAAAUUUUGCGAGGAUGGCCCAGGCGGAAGCAUGGCCAUGAUGGCUACCCGAUGCUUAGCCAACUUGGCUACGAUACCCAAUAUACGCGAAUUCAUGCUUCGCAAUUUUGAAGUCGUGUUUCAAGAUCUUAAAAAAAUCGCACCCGUGACCGAUGACAGACUUUCGACGGCUCUUUGCAUGCUGCUCCACAACCUGGUUCUUUCCGCAAACAUGGAUUUCAGAGCCUCUGGUCCCAACGGCACAAGCGAGUACAAGCCCAUCACACAAAGCAUCCAAAACUUGGCUAAUCAACUUUGUCUUCCACCAUCUCCCGCUAAGGACACUCUGGAUCAGAUACUAAGCACAGCUACCCAGUGA